This is a messenger RNA of Erigeron canadensis, 1995 nucleotides long. RefSeq names its product RNA-binding protein 39. Bases 91 to 1773 code for a protein of 560 amino acids. Gene Ontology annotation, biological process: mRNA processing. Gene Ontology annotation, cellular component: nucleus. The record is from RefSeq and is a predicted model, not a curated record. NCBI's taxonomy places the organism in Eukaryota, Viridiplantae, Streptophyta, Magnoliopsida, Asterales, Asteraceae. Gene Ontology annotation, molecular function: RNA binding. The transcript has 13 exons.
GACAUCAUAAAUAAGCCAAGGCAUACGCGAUACGCCCUAUAUCCAUUGUAAAACAAUUACACCUAGAAACCCUAACCCUAAUUUCCGGCCAUGGAUAAUUUCGACGAAUACGAUUAUUUAGAGAAAACCGUCGCUGAGCCGACCAACGGCACCGCCGUUUCCCCUUCCAAAUCUACCGACAAAAGCUACCGCCGGAAAGAACGAACCAAAGACACCGCAGAAGAAGAUGACCGUCUCGACGAAAAAGACGAUCGUAAAUCUAAAAAAGUCAAAACAGAUGAUGAUAACGGCGACCGUCAUCGCCACCGAGAUCGUGACCGUGAACGUGACCGGGAAAGAUCGUCCAGGUCGGAACGUUCUAGAGAUAGAGAAAGAGAAAGAAGCUCUAGAGACAGAGAAAGGAGUUCGAGAGAUGGAGAUAGAGAUAGAGACAGGAGCUCUAGAGAUAGAGAGAAGGAGAGGGAAAGGGAGAAGAGGGAAAAGGAUAAGGAAAGAGACAGGUCUAGAAGGAGCAGAAGUCAUUCGAGAAUCGAACGAGAACGCGAAAAGGAUUCGAUUCGAGAGAAAGAAAGGGAACUUGAGUUAAGAGAAAGCAGGAGAUUGAAAGAUAAAAAGGAAGUGGCUGAGCCUGAAGCUGAUCCAGAAAGAGACCAGCGGACUGUUUUUGCUUACCAGAUGCCACUAAAGGCAACUGAAUGGGAUGUAUAUGAGUUUUUCUCAAAAGCCGGAAAGGUAAGAGAUGUGCGUCUGAUCAUGGACCGAAAUUCUCGAAGGUCAAAAGGAGUUGGGUAUAUUGAAUUCUAUGAGGCAAUGGCGGUGCCAAUGGCAAUCGCCAUGUCUGGACAGCUACUUCUUGGGCAGCCUGUAAUGGUUAAACCCUCAGAAGCUGAAAAGAAUCUUGUGCAAUCUAGUGCUUCAGCUGGGGGAGUAGGAGUAACAGGUCCUUAUGGCGCAGUUGAUAGGAAACUUUAUGUUGGAAAUUUGCAUUUUAACAUGACUGAACUGCAGCUCAAGCAGAUUUUUGAAGCUUUUGGCCCGGUGGAGGUUGUUCAAUUGCCAGCGGAUCCUGAAACAGGACAUUGUAAAGGAUUUGGGUUUAUUCAAUUUGCUCAACUUGAGCAUGCAAAGGCAGCACAAAGUUUAAAUGGGAAGCUCGAGAUAGCCGGACGGACUAUUAAGGUAUCCUCAGUUACUGAUCAUAUUGGGGCACAAGACUCGGGAGCAAAAGCAGCAGAUUUUGAUGAUGAUGAUGGGGGAGGUUUGGCUCUUAACGCUCAGUCAAGAGCGAUGCUAAUGGCAAAGCUUGAUCGGAGUGGUAUUGCAUCAAGUGUUCCUGGCUCUCUUGGAAUUGGGGCACCUCUAGUUAAUGGAUCUACUUCAAUUCAAGCUGCUGGCUUGCCAGUUAAUGGUCUAUCUACAGUACCUGUUCCAGGUUUAGCACAAAUGGUUUCACCAAUUGUUUCAGAGCCUGUUGGUGUCCCCAGCGAGUGUCUACUAUUGAAGAAUAUGUUUGAUCCUGCUACAGAGACUGAUCCGGAGUUUGAUUUGGACAUAAGAGAUGACGUGAACGAAGAAUGCUCCAAUUAUGGAAGCGUGAAGCAUAUCUAUGUUGACAAGCAAAGUGCUGGUUAUGUGUAUCUGCGAUUUGGAAGUGUGGAGGAAGCAUCACGUGCUCAACAAGCAAUGCAUAAGCGAUGGUUUGCACGCAAGAUGAUUUCUGCCAUUUUCUUGCAACCCUACGAGUACGAUGCCAAGUUCAAAGGUGCAGUUUGAUCAUUUUGACGUCUCUCCACUGCAAGAUAAUUUCAGCCUCAAAUUCAUUGCCAACUUUCGUUUUCUAGGUUUUUUUAAUUAAUGUUAGUGGCGUGCAUUCUACGGUCGCUUCACAUGUAUAAUGAUUCUUAAGCUGCUCUUCUGGCCUCUGGAGAUCAUGUCUAAUGUUUUAUGAAUUUAUGUGAAAAUUUCAAUUAAGAUGAAGUCAAAUAUUUUGAAUGA